This is a messenger RNA of Salmo salar (Atlantic salmon), 1959 nucleotides long. Its product is annotated as cyclin-dependent kinase-like 4. The record is from RefSeq and is a predicted model, not a curated record. NCBI's taxonomy places the organism in Eukaryota, Metazoa, Chordata, Actinopteri, Salmoniformes, Salmonidae. Gene Ontology annotation, biological process: protein phosphorylation. Gene Ontology annotation, molecular function: protein kinase activity; ATP binding.
CUUUCACUAUGAGUAGUGUGAAUGUUAUCAAAUUAACAGAUUUCAUCCAAUAUGUGAACAGUACAUGCAAUUUACACGACACCUAUACUUGAAUAAUUCUGGAGUGGAAUAAUCCUGGGAAGAAAACCUGAAGUGUGUUUUUCAAACAUGAAGUGGUCUGUCAGGUUGAGGCAUCGUUUAUUUCAAACAUGAAAUUGUGUAAUUUAUGAGAGCAGUAAAGCCAGGGGGGAAAAAAUACAUGAACGUAGUCUUUGUAUCUACUUAGCAGACAGCCCACUGAAGGAAGAUGGAUAUGUAUGAGAACCUUGGCGUCGUGGGUGAGGGGAGCUAUGGUACAGUGAUGAAGUGUCGACACAAGGAGAUUGGACACAUUGUGGCCAUCAAGAGGUUCAAUGACAAGGAAGAGGACAAAACCAUGAAAAAGGUUAUCAUGAGAGAAAUCAAACUUCUGAGGCAAUUUCGCCAUGAAAACCUUGUGAACAUGCUGGAGGUAUUCCGGUUCAAGAAGCGCUUGUAUGUUGUCUUUGAGUACAUUGACCGCACAGUUCUGGAAGACCUAGAGAAAUAUCCUCGUGGUUUGGACAGCAAGCGCCUCAGAAAGUACAUGUUCCAAAUUCUACGAGCCAUGGAUUACCUUCACACCAGCAAUAUCAUUCACAGAGACGUCAAACCUGAGAAUGUGCUUGUCUCUAACUCUGGGGUGGUGAAGCUCUGUGACUUUGGGUUUGCCAGAACCUUGGCACCGACUGGGGAGCCUCUCACAGACUAUGUGGCCACCAGGUGGUACAGAGCCCCAGAACUUUUAGUGGCAGACAACACUUAUAGCAAACCUGUAGAUGUGUGGGCCAUUGGCUGCUUGAUUAUAGAGAUGGCUACAAGCAAUGCUUUUCUGACGGGGACUUCUGACCUGGACCAGGUGCACAAAAUAGUCAGCAAAGUGGGGCCUUUGACCCGCCAUCAGCAAGACCUGUACUUCCAGAACCCCAUCUUUGCUGUGGCCAGCCUUCCUGAGGUGCAGCUCCUCAGGGACCCCAGGAGGAAGUACCACAAACUCCACUUCUUAGUGGCUGAAAUAGUGGAUUCAUGCCUACAGAUCGAUCCAUCUCACAGGGCUGCGUGCUCCAUGUUGCUCGUUCAUCGGUACUUCACCAAAGACGGGUUCGCUGAAAGAUUCAUACCAGAGAUACAGGCAUUGAUACUGAAAGAUGCCAAGGUUAACAGCAUGCACUGGAUUCAUAGUAGCUCAUGGGAGCCACCAGAGGACCAAGGAACAGGAGUCUUGUCCUCAUCCUCAUGUAACAGAAAGCCAGUGAAGGACACUGAGAGGGACCGACGUGGGAAGGAGCCUGAGCAGAAGCAUUCUAGGGCAGGCAGGAGGUCAGAGAUCAGGAUGACCUGCAGCCCUGUCUCAUCUCAGACAGACAGACAGCCCUUUACCUCCACCUCUACCUUUACCUCCAUCCCAGACCCCCCUCAAUCUCAGGACAAGGCUAUAGCCUUUACCAUGCCCCGCAUCAACGCCAGCAACAAUCUUUUCGCUGCCGUCCCCGUCCCCUGCUGUAUGGAAGUCACUAAGUCCCGCACUGAUAAGGUAAAGAGACGGCCGAGCCCUACUGACUUGGCAUUGGGGAGUAGUCAGCUGACUGAUGCCCCGUCUCAGAGUGACAGCCAUGAUAACCUGCAGGUUGAGAUGUCCAGUCUGGCUAAAAAAAAAGUGAAGUCAGUGAGAGACAUGAGAAAUGUGCGCUUCCCUGGACUUCCUGUGUUCGGCCACCAGAUGGAGCUGAAGUUUAUAGAUGCAAAGCACUCGAGGAAGGAGCCAAAGAGCAGAGGAAGAGAAGAAGCCGUCAUCCGAUUUCACUGACCACGGAAAUAAGUAGGUUUUGGAGGGAACAGUACUACCAUUAAGAGUUGAUCUGAAUUCUUAACUGGGUCCUGGCACUGGAUGGUUUAUGUCCC